Molecule: messenger RNA, 2270 nt
Organism: Schistocerca serialis cubense
Lineage: Eukaryota; Metazoa; Arthropoda; Insecta; Orthoptera; Acrididae
Product: plasminogen activator inhibitor 1 RNA-binding protein-like
Exons: 8
Coding region: 81-1361 (426 amino acids)
Cellular component (GO): cytoplasm; nucleus
Molecular function (GO): RNA binding
Source: RefSeq, a predicted model, not a curated record
UGCAAUUUAAGUGUCAGGACCUCGUGGAUGCAGUUGUGAAGCUCCCAGCUACAGGCGUCGCCAUAUUGUAGAGUUCGUGCAUGAAAUAUAUCAGCGAGAUGGAAAAUAAUUACGGUAUCACGGUAACUAAUCGGUAUAGAUUGUUCUUGGACGACGAUGAGGACCCAUUAGAAGUCCUCAAAGUCCAAGAACAGGCUAAAGAAGCUAAGAAGAAAACUAAGGUAUGCGAAAAGGAGAAGGAAAAUAAGAGCAAGCCGGAAUCAAAAACUAAGCAACCUCCACAAGUUCGAAAAAACGUGAGGGAACCUGUGCAAAGUGUGAAAUCUAUAGAUUCAGGGAAGAUCAAAGAAGAUCAGAAAAGCAAGCCAACUACCCAGCGUGCAUCUCAAGAUAGAGAUCAGAGGAAUGUAAAGUUCAGCGACUCGCGUGACCGAGAAGAACGUAAUAACUGGAAAAAUCAAGAACGAGGUGGUCAGAAUAAUGAUUUCAACAGGGAGCCAAGAGAUCGUGAUACUGCAAGGCCAGAAGGUACAGAAGGAAGAUUUAGAGGACGUGGUGGCCGCGGCGUAUUCCGUGGUGGCCGCGGAGGUCCGCCUAUGCGUGGAAUGCGUGGUGGUCUGGGCUAUGACACUCGUGGAAAACGUGAAUAUGAUCGUCAAUCUGGAUCCGAUAAAACAGGUGUGAAACCUGUUGACAAGAGAGAAGGUGGUGGCGCUCAUAACUGGGGAAAUCACAGGGAUGAAAUACAGGAGCAGCUGAACACCCAAGUUCAAGAUGAUCCUGAAUGGCAAGCUGAAGAAUUUGUGCCAGAGAAUCCAACAAAAGAUGUUCAAGCUUCAGACUCGGAAGGUGAUACACCACAGCCAGUAGAAGAUGAAGGACCUAGGGUACUCACACUUGAUGAAUAUUAUGCCCUCCGUCGUCACCGGCAGAAACCAACUUACAAUAUACGCAAAGCAGGAGAAGGUGAAGAUCCAUCUCAGUGGAAGAAAAUGUACGCUUUAACAAAGAAGAAAGAAGGAGAAGAGGAGGAAGAAGAGGAGGAGGAAUACGAUGCAUCAGAAUACCCGCAGCGUGUUGGACGACAGAAGCACAUCUUGGAUAUAGAUAUUCACUUUGCUGACUCAAGACGUGGCAGUAGAGCUCGCGGUCGUGGUGGUAUGCGAGGUGGCCGUGGCAUGCGAGGUACAGGACCUGUAGGCCCUGCCCGUAAUGGAGGUGUUGGAAGAGCAGGACCAUUGGGUGACCGUAAUCAGAUGAGAGACCGAUUUGACAGGCAAGAGAAUUUCCAGAAUCGUAGUCCUCGGCAGCAGAGUGCUCCAAAGUUUGAUGACGACCAUGACUUCCCAUCUCUUGCAUAAAAUUUACCAGGCUAGUCAACAAUUUGUUGCUGAGUGCAUAUUGUACUAAAAUUAAGAAGUUCAGUUUGUGCAAAAUGAAUUUAUCAAUAAUGCUCUAAAGUUAGAUUUUUCUUGCAAGUUUUUAAUCGGUGUUGAUAUGUUAGCAGUGGAAGAAAGGGGGCAAGGGGUGUGUGUGUGUGUGUGUGUGUGUGUGUGUGUGUGUGUGUGUGUGUGUGUGUGUGUGAGAGUGAGAGAGAGAGAGAGAGAGAGAGAGAGAGAGAUUCUGCUGCCUGUGUUUUGCUGUCUGUUAGGUAAAUUUUUGGUGUGCAGUGUGGAAAAUUAAUACAUACACUUAACAGUGAACGUUAUUAGGCUGACCACUGAUGGUAGUGUGAUUUAAAUUCCUUUUUGUAUCAAAACAGUGUGAAUUUGAGAACAGACAGCUGUUAAUUUUAUAAAACAAAUUUUCUUGUGUGUUGAGGGAGAGGAAGGGAUGAAUGUAGUAACCAUUAACCUUCAUGAUUACAUUGGCUGUCAACGGGGAGUAUGUCUUCUGCAGUUCGAAUAUACAAAUUUAAGACAGCUGUUAAUUUUAUAAAACAAAUUUUCUUGUGUGUUACGGGAGAGGGACAAAUGUACCAGUCAUUAACCUUGAUGUUUACAUUGGCUGUUAACGAGGAGUAUGUCUUCUGCAGUUCGAAUAUACAAAUUGGGGAAGUGUGUGACCCUUGUUACAGUGGAUAAGCUUUAGAAACAAAGAAGAGCAAUAUCAACAACUACAUAUAGUCUUAAUAGUAACAUUUUGUACUCCAGUUAACAAAUGUUGGUGUACUGUUCACAGAGGAGUGGAUUCUACUCUGUAUUCUUCUGUGAGGAUCCUUUCUGACCAGAGGUAUCAUGUUCAGUAUUAAAUUAUAACUGUGUAAUUGA